Exophiala mesophila is the source of this 2799-nucleotide messenger RNA. RefSeq names its product phosphoenolpyruvate carboxykinase [ATP], variant. The coding region runs from base 1218 to 2414 and encodes 398 amino acids. Gene Ontology annotation, cellular component: cytosol. The record is from RefSeq and is a predicted model, not a curated record. Gene Ontology annotation, molecular function: phosphoenolpyruvate carboxykinase (ATP) activity; ATP binding. NCBI's taxonomy places the organism in Eukaryota, Fungi, Ascomycota, Eurotiomycetes, Chaetothyriales, Herpotrichiellaceae. The transcript has 2 exons. Gene Ontology annotation, biological process: gluconeogenesis.
ACCAAUCAGCAAUCCUCGGGCAAGUUCGGACUCUCCAUCCACGCAAAACCCUCCCACCCCUUUCCGAUCUCACCCGCCCAGCGUUCGGGAAAGGCACUUUGAAUCCGCUUGGCCUAGAUUCGACACUGACAGAACGAGUAUAUCAAGAAGCCCGUUCCCCCAUGGCUUCAGACUAUUCUACCCGUCUUGAAGCAGUUCAUCAAUACCGUCCUCACUCUCCCUCUCCAGCCACCGGAACUGCACGAUCCAACCUUGCAAAAGUACAACUCAGGAAUUUCUCUGUCAAAAUGGUCACUCAUUCGGUCAACAAGACCGCCUUGCACCCAGGUGGUGUUGAGCCAUCUCGCGAACACACCGAGCUCGAAGAAGAACUCCAUACCACGGCACACAUCGACUAUGACCGCGUAGCUAUCGUCGCCAACCCAUCAGUUUCUGCUCUCUAUGAAGAUGCUCUCGUCUAUGAGACCGGCUCAGCAAUCACUUCAUCUGGUGCCCUGACUGCCUACUCUGGCUCCAAGACUGGCCGUUCGCCUUUGGACAAGCGAGUCGUCAAGGAGGAAUCAUCAGAGAAAGAUGUUUGGUGGGGACCCGUCAACAAGCCCAUGUCGCCCGAGGUAAGCAACAGUCCACUUCACAAUGUCUUGCCAUACCACCCCUUUUGAUUAUAUCGCCUGGGCAUGUGUCCCUUGACCUGUCGACUCUCAUGACAUGGGAGCACAUGCUCCGGUCUUCUGGGUCGAGAUUUGUGUAACUUGUGGAAUGGGAGCUAUUCCCCGCCAUGCAGAUGAUGCACUCUCUCGCUUGGGCAGACUCGGACAGCAGGAUCAUGGAAGAGCUGGACGCCUCCAAUCGCCUCCAAUCCACACUUGCCCCGCGUUGCCCGCAUACAACCAUGACGCAAAUGCUUGUGGCUGCCGCGGUUGGUGAAUCCUUGGCACCGGGACUCUACGGGGCAGGGGCUCCACUUGUCACGAGACUUUCACGUCUUCCCCUCCCCACUACCAACGUGGUCAUUGCUGUUCAUUUCCUAUUUUCGCCCUGAAAGACCCGUACUCACGUUUCACGUCAUCUAGGUGUGGAAAAUCAACCGAGAGCGUGCAGUCGACUACCUGAACACCCGAAAUCGAAUCUAUGUCAUCGAUGGCUACGCCGGCUGGGAUGACCGCUACCGGAUCAGCGUCCGAGUCGUCUGCGCUCGUGCCUACCAUGCCCUCUUCAUGCGGAACAUGUUGAUCCGUCCUACUCGAGAAGAACUCAAGACCUUCCACCCCGACUAUGUCAUCUACAAUGCAGGCUCCUUCCCCGCCAACCGAUACACCACCGGCAUGACCAGCGCCACCAGCGUUGCCAUCAACUUUGCCGAGAAAGAGAUGGUUAUCCUGGGUACCGAGUACGCCGGAGAAAUGAAGAAGGGUGUUUUCACAGUCCUCUUCUACGAGAUGCCUGUCAAGCACAACGUCUUGACCCUCCACUCCUCCGCCAACGAGGGCCAGAACGGUGAUGUGACCGUCUUCUUCGGUCUCUCGGGCACUGGCAAGACCACUCUCUCUGCCGACCCCAAGCGAAAGCUGAUCGGUGACGACGAGCACUGCUGGUCUGACAAGGGUGUCUUCAACAUCGAGGGUGGCUGCUAUGCCAAGUGCAUUGGUCUGUCCGCCGAGAAGGAGCCUGAUAUCUUCGGCGCCGUCCGAUUCGGCUCAGUCCUGGAGAAUGUCGUUUUCGACCCCGAGACCCGUGAUGUCGACUAUGAUGAUGCCACCUUGACCGAGAACACUCGUUGCGCAUACCCCAUCGAAUACAUUGGCAACGCCAAGAUUCCCUGCAUCAGCGACAACCACCCAUCCAACAUCAUCCUCCUGACUUGUGAUGCUCGUGGUGUUCUGCCACCCAUCUCCAAGCUCAACACAGCACAAACCAUGUUCCACUUCAUCUCAGGCUACACCUCCAAGAUGGCCGGUACUGAGGAUGGUGUGACCGAACCUCAAGCCACCUUCUCAUCAUGCUUUGCCCAACCCUUCCUGGCUCUGCACCCCAUGCGAUAUGCCAAGAUGCUGGCUGACAAGAUCUCUCAACACAAUGCUAACGCCUGGCUGCUGAACACUGGUUGGGUCGGUGCCGGCGCCAGCACUGGAGGCAAGCGAUGCCCCUUGAAGUACACUCGUGCCAUCUUGGACGCCAUCCACUCUGGAGAGUUGGCCAAGGCUGAGUACGAAGUGUAUGACGUUUUCAACCUGAGCGUGCCCAAGUCGUGCCCCAACGUUCCUGAUGAGCUCCUCAACCCCAAGAAGAGCUGGACCGGAUCGGCCGACUUUAACGAGGAAGUUACCAAGCUGGGAGGCCUGUUCAACGAGAACUUCAAGAAGUACGCCGACGAGGCUACUGAAGAAGUGAUCAAGGCCGGCCCUGUUGUUUAGGCAAGCAGUGAUUUGGACAUCAACGCUGAGCGUAGCGAACCCGUUUUCUCGACCCAGCCGGGCUUUUUGGCCAGAUUGGAUUUUGUGUCAUGUACAGAAUUGCAUUGAUAUGGCGUUGGAAAGAAGGAUAUACGCGGUCGAUUGUUUCUGAUCCUUGGUUUCAAGUGACAGAAAAAUCCACAAUACGAACGCGAGACGCGAGAGGCAUCACGAAGCAACGAACGGACAACCGAUGAUGGCCAGACACGAGUGUUUUGUCGUAAAGACUCACAGUCUCUUGGCCUCUCUAUUACAUGCCUGCAAUAUUAGGAUACGAUAGUGGGAAGAAUUUCCAUAGUGUGUUGAGAAGAAUGAAUGUGCCAUGUCACACAAUCUACAAGUUCAA